CACGGACGUUAAGAGCAGAAUUCUCGUAACAACAGCAUCUCUACCCACACCAAGUGUCUCGCAUAUUCUGUAUUCCCAGGUACCUCUCUCUUUGUCUUCUAGAUCUGUAACAUAAUCAUGGUUGAUGUUGACGCAGUUGCGUACAACAUUGCUGUUUUCGUUGCCACCCUCUUCCUGUUGGAGUUUGGCGCAGACAAGUUUAUUGACCACACGACAAUUGUUGCCCAUCGCACAGGCAUAUCUGAAACUGUCAUUAGCCUUGUUACUGUAGGAGGGGAGUGGGAGGAGCUCGCUGUUGUUAUCGCGUCCCUUGCCCGCAAUCGCGCAUCGCUGGCCAUCGGGAAUAUCGUCGGGUCUGCCAUCUCAAACAUCCUAGGUGCAUUCUCUCUCGGCCUUUUGUUUCGCAACAAAGAUGAACGUGUUCACUUUGACGAAAGCUCACGGGCGUACUCGCUCGUUUUGCUUGGUCUAACUACUUUUACCGUGCCGAUGCUGUAUCUCCCAGCAAGAUCUGUAUGGCUCAUCCACGGCAUAUUGCUAGUCGCAGGAUUCAGUAUCUACGUCGCAUCCGUGGGAUGGGCGAUCAAAAGAGGAAGCUUGACUGCUCCAACCGGCUCUGACAGCGAUAGCAGCAAUGACAGCGAUGAUGGGAGCACCAGCGAGAGCAACGACAGAGAUGAAGAGAACGAUGUCGCUAUGGAGAGGGAAAACGAUGCAGAAAGAGAUAGCUAUCAAGCCAUCGAAUCAACCCAUAUCGAGUUCAACGGACAGAGGACCCCGACCCUAAAUCCCGUCAACUCUACUACACCAUUGUUGACUCGCCCUAGUCGCUUGAAGCGCCGAUCCCUGAGGUAUCAUAUCUUUUAUCUCUUGCUCGGGUUCCUCGCCAUCUGCCUUGCAGGAUAUGUGCUCUCUCAUGCUGCUUCUACUAUUGUCGACGAGUUCAAAAUGUCAGACGUGUGUUUUGGAGUGGUUAUUCUGGCAAUCGCGACAACACUGCCUGAGAAAUUUAUCGCUGUGAUGAGCGGGCGCCGAGGAUACGUAGGGGUUCUUGUUGCCAACACAGCUGGGAGCAACAUGUUUCUGCUUACGCUGUGCUCUGGGAUCGUCAUAAUCGACACGAAGGGGAAUUUCCAGCGCGGCAAUGUUGGUCUUCUUGAGUUGGGAAUGCUGUGGGGUUCAACAGCUGCAUUCACUGCAACAGUCUGGUUUGGUGCACGAUUCUGUCGAUGGAUAGGCAGUGCAAUGAUAGUUGCCUACAUUGCAUUUAUACUGCUGGAAUUGACAGCAGUAAACUGA
Messenger RNA from Aaosphaeria arxii CBS 175.79, 1299 nucleotides. RefSeq lists its product as uncharacterized. Gene Ontology annotation, cellular component: membrane. The coding region runs from base 118 to 1299 and encodes 393 amino acids. Gene Ontology annotation, molecular function: calcium, potassium:sodium antiporter activity; calcium channel activity. The transcript has 2 exons. Gene Ontology annotation, biological process: calcium ion transmembrane transport; intracellular calcium ion homeostasis. Lineage: Eukaryota; Fungi; Ascomycota; Dothideomycetes; Pleosporales. The record is from RefSeq and is a predicted model, not a curated record.